Drosophila persimilis is the source of this 537-nucleotide messenger RNA. Its product is annotated as proteasome subunit alpha type-2-like. Gene Ontology annotation, cellular component: proteasome core complex, alpha-subunit complex; proteasome core complex. The transcript is spliced from 2 exons. The record is from RefSeq and is a predicted model, not a curated record. Lineage: Eukaryota; Metazoa; Arthropoda; Insecta; Diptera; Drosophilidae. The coding region runs from base 1 to 537 and encodes 178 amino acids.
AUGGGCUUCCGUAUGCAUCGCAUCACUCAAGUCCGGAUGGCUGAGCAUGAGCUGUAUGCUGAGCCCCACCAUGUUCUUGCGCUGCAGCGUCAUGUGGCCCCAGAUGAAAGCAAGUGUGACUAUCGUUGCGCUCACAAGGAGCCGAUUAGAGUGCCGCAGCUGGUGAAUGGCGUUGGCACCUUCAUGCUGGAGCACAUCCAGCCCGGGGGCGCCCGCCCUUUUGGUGCGUCUAUGUUGAUCUGCGGCUCGCGCCAAAAGGAUUACUAUCUCUAUCAGUUGAAGCCCUCGGGCAUCUGCGUACCCCUGCAGGCCGUUACACAGGGCGUCAACGCAAAUGAAUGCAACACUUUCCUGGCGGAUCAAUACAAAGCUGAUUUAAGGAUAGAGGAACCCGCUACACUAGCAGCUCGCUGUCUGAAGAAAGCCUUCGGGAAUACCCUGACUGGCGUCACCGUUGAGGUCGGGAUUUGUAUGGCGAGUAGAUUCCAAGUUCAGGACCCAACGACCGUCGCUGAACUAAUGGCCAAAUGGGCCUAA